ACUAUCAGCAAGCCAUUUUGGGCGCAAGCUGUUGUGGUGGUGGUAGUGGCUUUGUCAAGCUCUCGGUUCUAUCGCUUCGUUUUGCUUUGGGUUCAAAUUUGGAAAAUUAAGCCAGGAGGCACUUCCAUUGGUGCGGUUAUUUAAAGCAAAAAGAGAUAUUUUCAGCUACGGCCGUUUGUCCGUCGACGUUUCUUCUCUCAUCCCAUCUAAUGAAGUUGACAGUUGGAGCAACACUCAUUGCUGCCUUGGCUGCAGUUGUUAGUGCCUGUGAACCAGAAUGUCGUCGUGGUCUUGCCACUGCCUUCUCGGAUAAAUACUAUGAACCUAUCGCCCACACCGUUCAACUCCUCAAGCCAGAAUUAGUCAAUUUCAAGCUGAAUGUGCCUUCUCAAAUCUCGGCCGCCGUUUCCGAACAAGCUUUGAAGGCCGGAAUCGAGACGGGUGUUACAAGUGCUAUCAACAAGAUGAUCAACACCGUUACCGGUGACAGCUUAGAUAAGUUGUACUACUCUGAAAUGUUCAACGGCCCAAGAUCAUUCAAGGGUGACUGCAACAAUCCUAAGCGUGUGGACCGUAGAAUGCCUCCUCCUGGAGAGAGCUGGACUUUGGAAGAAUGCGAAAAAAUGGACUAUAUCUGUGGUAAUCCUCCUUCCAUUUGCCACUUUUUGGACGAGAUCAAGGACCGUCUUCUCAACCGAACCCGUGUUCGUCUCAAUGAGUACUCUAACGGUGAUGGUAUUUUUGUUCGCACUCUUGAUAACGACGUUAGAACCGCUGUCAACAACGUCUUGUCAAGAGAAGGUGCUGGAUCUUUGAUCGAAGACCCUAUUGUUAACAUCAUGGUGGACGAUAUCAUCGUCAAGCAAUUGGGUGGCAUGAAGAACUGGUCUGAAAGAGAUGUUAAGAACUUGUGCUUGACAACUGAUCAAGACAGCAUCUGCAAUAGCUGGGACGAUGAAAUCAAGAUCGAGAUUCUCAAGUGGCCUUAAAUCAUUUCCCUCCAACCAUUUGCCCUAUCCCCCCCCCAUACUACUGCUUAACUACUUUCUUCUCCAUUUGUUUUUCAUCCCAUGGUCAUUAUAGUUUAUGCCCCAUUGCAAAAAUUGUUUACACUCAUGCCUAUGAGUUCCACACCGAAUAGAUACUGGUCCGUUAUGAAACUUGAGAUAUAAAAAAACAUGAUCAUAAAAUCCUCCUUUUUGAAACGUUUAUAUGCGGGUGAAUGUUUUGUAUUAGGGAUGUAUGUUGCAGGCAGAAUGUCAUAAGGUGAGUGUUAUAUACAAGUUUGAUUUAAAAAUACUUUAUGCAGUG
This is a messenger RNA of Umbelopsis ramanniana AG, 1311 nucleotides long. RefSeq lists its product as uncharacterized. Lineage: Eukaryota; Fungi; Mucoromycota; Umbelopsidomycetes; Umbelopsidales; Umbelopsidaceae. The transcript has 3 exons. The coding region runs from base 210 to 989 and encodes 259 amino acids. The record is from RefSeq and is a predicted model, not a curated record.